Schistosoma intercalatum is the source of this 438-nucleotide messenger RNA. NCBI's taxonomy places the organism in Eukaryota, Metazoa, Platyhelminthes, Trematoda, Strigeidida, Schistosomatidae. The record is from the annotation of a GenBank genome assembly.
CGAUCGCGAAAAAGAAACAGUGUGCUACAACAUGUGGUUCUGAGGUGCUCUAAGCAAAAUCGAUUUUUCAAUCAUCUCUCAUCAAAUUUAACUGUCAAACAAGAUGGACGACGAAAUGAGCGAAUAUCUAAACAAAAUGCAAAUCAAAGAAACAUCUGAAUUGUAUGUUCGAUGCAGUACAAUAUGCUUCGAUCGAUGUGUUAGCAAUUUUACUUCACGUAAAUUAAAUGAUAAGGAGACCGAAUGCGUCAAUAAAUGUACAGAAAAAUUCGCCAAAAUGAACCAACGUUUAACACUUAGACUAUUUGAGUUGAAUCGUGAAGAACUAGUUAAACAGUAAAACAAAAGCAAAUAUUCACCUCAGUAGCUGUACAUAAAUUUGUUGACCUCGUUGCUCGUUUUAGAGUUUUAUCGUGUUGAAUAAAACUUCGAGUUUUG